This is a messenger RNA of Punctularia strigosozonata HHB-11173 SS5, 735 nucleotides long. RefSeq names its product glycoside hydrolase family 61 protein. The transcript is spliced from 7 exons. The record is from RefSeq and is a predicted model, not a curated record. The coding region runs from base 1 to 735 and encodes 244 amino acids. NCBI's taxonomy places the organism in Eukaryota, Fungi, Basidiomycota, Agaricomycetes, Corticiales, Punctulariaceae.
AUGAAGGCUCCUACUGCUCUCACGUCCGCCGCUAUCCUGGCCGGCUCGGCGUCUGCACACUCCAUCUUCCAGGAAAUGUGGGUGAACGGCGUGGAUGCGGGGUACCUGACAGGUAUUCGUGCUCCCGACUACGACGGCCCUAUCACAGAUGUCACAUCGAACGAUGUUAUUUGCAAUGGUGGUAUUAACCCCUACCACACUCCCAUCUCCACCGCCAUUGUCAACGUCCCCGCCGGUGCUACCGUCACCACGCAAUGGCAUCACACUCUGAACCAAGUGGCGAACGACCCCGCUGACCCCAUUGACGCGUCGCACAAAGGACCCGUCAUGACAUACCUAGCCAAGGUUGAGAACGCGACUUCGCUCGAAGUCACCGGCCUCAAGUGGUUCAAGAUUCAAGAGGACGGUCUGCAGGUGUCCGACCAGACGUGGGGCGUCGACCGCUUGAUCGCCAACAAGGGGCAGGUGAACGUCAAGAUCCCGAGCUGCAUCCCGGCCGGCCAGUACCUCAUGCGUCACGAGCUCAUCGCUCUGCACGCGGCCAGUAGCCCGGGUGGCGCGCAACUGUACAUGGAAUGCGCUCAGCUCCAGAUUACGGGCGGCGGCAGCACCAAUCCCUCCCCGACGGUUGCGUUCCCCGGUGCAUACAGCGCUACCGACCCGGGCAUACUCAUCAACAUCUACCAGACGCUGUCGAACUACACCAUUCCAGGCCCUGCCGUCUUCACUUGCUAA